Numida meleagris (helmeted guineafowl) is the source of this 684-nucleotide messenger RNA. It is a transcript of the gene SPX, whose product is annotated as spexin hormone. The transcript is spliced from 6 exons. Gene Ontology annotation, molecular function: neuropeptide hormone activity. Gene Ontology annotation, biological process: positive regulation of gastro-intestinal system smooth muscle contraction. NCBI's taxonomy places the organism in Eukaryota, Metazoa, Chordata, Aves, Galliformes, Numididae. The coding region runs from base 1 to 534 and encodes 177 amino acids. Gene Ontology annotation, cellular component: cytoplasm. The record is from RefSeq and is a predicted model, not a curated record.
AUGCACUCUGAAGAUUUAAAAAGAUCACUGGGUACUGAAGAUAAGAUAGCCACAGAUCAUGGUGAGGUUGGGCAGCAAGACAGGGAGAAAGAAGGAAGAGGAAAUACCCUCACAUUUAGAUUUGAAGUUGAGAAAAUUUACAGAUCUGAAAAGCUUUUCCUAUAUCUUGUGGUUCUUUGCUGUGCACAGGGACUGCGUAAACUGACAGCACCUGCAUUGGCACUGUUCCUUGCAGUGUCCUUCCUAUCCUUCUCCUGGAGUGCUCCUCAGGCUCAUUUCCAAAGGAGAAACUGGACUCCUCAGGCUAUGCUCUAUUUGAAGGGUGCACAGGGACGUCGAUUCAUCUCAGAUGAGAGUCAGAGAAAGGAUUUGUAUGGCAGAAUGCAGCUUGAAACACGCAGCCAAAAUACAAAUCCUUUAUCUCCUUCUGAAGCUGCAGCACUGCUCCUUAUUUCCUUACGGAGAGCCCAAGAAGUUGAAGAAGAAAACAGUGAUCACCCUGGCUACCUGAUGGAUAAUCUAUCAAACUGGUGAAAUAUUUCAAAUUUCUUUAACAUUUGUAUUCCAUGUACCCUGAACCCAUGAUCUGUGUAAAGAGUGUUUCAUCCCCACUUAAGUUCCAAAAAGUUGACGUAUAUAUUCAUUGCAACAUUUUGAAUUUCAAACUGAUUAAAACUUACCAGU